GUGAUUUACAUACGCUCAUUAAGGAGAUAUACAUGCUUUUCCACUUUAUUGGAAGAAGAUACACAUUUUUAUCAACAGAUGCUGUUUUUUCUCCUUUAGAAUGGAUUGUAUAAUAUGCCAGGUGCAAUGAUAAAUGCAAAGUGCUUUGCUUUGCCACUGGAGUCACAACUGAAAAUCAACUUCAGUUGCUUUCUUCGAGGAUCGGUGUCUCCAAAUAAUUGCAUGUGAAAUUCAUCAGUGCAGGAACCUUGAGGAAGUGCUUACAAAAAGCGACAUUGCAUUCUAGAUAUUUUUGCUACUGGAAAAUAUAACAAUCGAUUAUACUAAGUGUUCCUGAGCAUUCUCUAAAAAUGUGGUUCCUGGUCAGUCUGCUCUCUGUUGUUUCUACUACUGCCUUCAUAGCAGAAGAUGGAGGAGGAUUUGGGGGGCCAGUCUUUGAAGAACAGCCAAUUGAUACAAUAUAUCCUGUUGAAUCUACAGAAGAAAAAGUGUCUAUGAACUGCAGAGCUAGGGGAACCCCUCCCCCAGCCUACAGGUGGACCCACAAUGAUGGAAACAUUGAUAUGACGGAUGAACGGUACAUCAUGGCAGGAGGCAAUCUAGUGAUUCACACGCCAGACAGAUGGAAGGAUUCCGGGAAGUAUAUAUGCUAUGCUACAAAUAAAUACGGGACCAUCUACAGCAAGGCAGCCACUCUUAGCUUUGGGUAUCUUGACUUUUUCUCUCCAGAGGAACGCAGAGAAGUAAAGAUUAAGGAAGGGAUUGGUGCUGUUCUUCUGUGUGAUCCCCCAGAUCAUUACCCAGAAGAUCUUACAUAUCGUUGGCUUCUUAAUGAUUUCCCUUCAGUUAUAACGCCUGACAAGCGUCGAUUUGUGUCUCAAAUCACUGGUAACCUCUACAUUGCAAAAGUCGAACCAGAAGACAAAGGCAAUUAUUCCUGUUUUGUCCAAAGUCCCUCAGUUACAAAGAGUGUGUUUAGCAAAUUCAUCCCCCUCAACCCUCAGUUAGAACGAUCGGUAAAGAAAUACCCAGCUGACAUAAAAGUGAGAUUUCAAGGUCAAUAUGCACUUACUGGGCAAAAUGUGUCGCUAGAAUGUUUUGCACUUGGGAACCCUGUGCCUAAUAUAACAUGGAUCAAAGUUGGGGAACACCUGCCCGUCAGUGCUGAAGAAACUAAAUUUGAUCCAGUACUCAAAAUUAUUAACAUUCAGCCAGAAGAUGAUGGGACUUAUGAAUGCAAGGCUCAGAAUGAUAAAGGAACCGACACACAUCAAGCAAAAAUUACUGUCAGAGCAUUUCCAGAGUGGGUUCAGCAUAUCAAUAACACUGAAAGAGACAUAGGAAGUGAACUGGUGUGGACGUGUAUAGCGAAGGGAAUUCCUGAGCCCUCUGUCACAUGGUGGAAAAAUGGAAGACAGAAAACACGUGGUACAGAAUUAAGAAUAGAUAGACUGACAGCAGAGGAUGCUGGGAUGUAUCAGUGUGUAGCCCAAAAUGCACUUGGCAUUAUCCAUGCAAAUGCUGAGUUGAAGGUUAUAACUUUAGCACCCAGUUUUGAAGUGAAUCCUGUGAAGAGAAGGAUCUUAGCAGUCAAGGGAGGUAAAGCAGUUGUUGAAUGCAAGCCUAAAGCUGCACCCAAGCCUCACUUUUCCUGGAGCAAAGGAACAGAGCUGCUUAGAAACAGCAGCAGGAUGUCCAUUUGGAGUGAUGGAAGUUUAGAAAUCUGGAAUAUCACCAGGAGGGAUGAAGGAUCUUAUACGUGCUAUGCAGAAAAUGACAGAGGGAGUGCGAACAGCACUGGAAUACUGUCUGUUCUGGAUGCCACAAAGAUCACUCUAGCUCCAUCAAAUGCCGAUAUUACUGUGGGUGAGAAUACCACCAUGCAGUGUCAUGCGUCCCACGAUCCAACACUGGACCUCACUUUCGUCUGGUCACAGAAUGGUUACCCAAUAGAUUUUGACAAAGAAAGCAACCACUAUGAGCGCAAAAUCAUGAAUGGAGCUGGAGGUGAAAUCGUUAUAAAGAAUGCACAGCUAAAACAUGCGGGCCGAUACACUUGCACUGCCCAGACGAUUGUUGAUCACGCUUCAGCAUUUGCAGAUGUAACUGUCAGAGGUCCUCCUGGCCCACCUGGGGGUGUGCGAGUAGAAGAAAUCCAAGACACGUCUGUUACAUUAACCUGGAGCCAUGGCACAGCCAAUGGUAGUCCUAUUUCUAAAUAUACAAUACAGGCUAAGAACAUGCUUUCUGAAGACUGGAAAGAUGUUAAAACCGAGCCUUCGACUAUUGAGGGGAACAUGGAAAUGGCAAAGGUGAUUGACUUAAUUCCUUGGAUGGAUUAUGAAUUCCGUAUUAUAGCAACAAAUACAUUAGGUACAGGAGAUCCAAGUCUGCCAUCACCAAAAAUAAGGACACUGGAAGCUGCUCCUACAGUGGCUCCAUCUGAUGUCAGUGGAGGUGGUGGAACUAACAGAGAACUAACAAUAACAUGGACGCCAUUAUCAAGAGAAUACCACUAUGGAAAUAAUUUUGGUUAUAUCGUAGCUUUUAAGCCUCACAGUGAAACAGAAUGGAGAAAAGCCACAAUAACCAACCCUGAACUUGGUCGAUAUGUGCAUAAGGAUGACUCAAUGGCUCCAACUACCCUAUUUGAAGUAAAAGUAAAAGCCUAUAACAACAAGGGAUCUGGGCCUUACAGCCUUACAGCAGUUAUAUAUUCUGCAGAAGAUGCUCCAACAGAAGCUCCAACUCGAGUAAAUGCAAAAGUACUGUCAUCCUCUGAAGCUAUUAUCACUUGGCAGCCUAUCUUACAACCAGCUGUAAGCGGUUAUCAUGUAAGGUACUGGAGAGUUCAAGAUAAAGAAGCUGCAGCUCACAGAGUCCAGGUCAACAGCUUCGAAAACACUACAAAACUUGAGAAUUUGUUGCCUAAUACACGAUACCAUCUAGAAGUCAUAGCUUUUAACACAGCUGGAUCUGGACCUCCAAGUUCUUUGAUUGCUUUUGUUACUAAAAAAGCACCACCAAGUCGUGCACCAAGUAAUCUCAGUGCUGAACGACAUGGCUCCCGUUAUAUCAUCAGGUGGCAACAUGUGGAUGCAAUGGCAAAUGAAUCUGUUGUAGAUGGAUAUAAGGUAUUAUACAGACCAGUUGGUCAAGCUGGUAGUCAGGUAUAUACAACAAGUGGCCAUCAAAUUGAGAUCCCUGUUCCAAAGGAUGGAGAAUAUAUUGUGGAAGUCCGGGCACAUAGUCAAGGCGGAGAUGGAGGAAUUGCUCAAAUUAAAAUAAAAGGUUCAGAAGCUGGAGGGGCAUCGUGUUGGAAGGUCUCCAUCAGUUUGGUGUGUGUUUUACUGUUUACAAGCCUGAAGAAUGUUAUCUUCCUAGAGCUGUGAACCUAGCCACAUGUAUCUUAUUUCGAAAGUGGCAAAAAGGCUGAUCAAAAACUGAGAUGUAUGUUAAGGAAUUGGCUGUAACAAGAUAUCUUUGGCAGCACCUUAUGCCUGAUAUGAAAUGAUUUUUAAAGUUUUAUCCAAAUAACUUGUCGAGGACUAUGAAAGGACAGAGGCAUCCAGGAACUCCUUAUGUAAUCAUUACCAGAUAAAGAAUUGGAGGACUUGCGUGGUGACUUUAUUCGACUUGUUCUAGUUUGCCUUACUAGUCCACCACACUGAUCUUCAGCAGUUGCAUGAUUUGGUCUUCUGGCUUGUUACCACAGAAUAAGCACAUUACUGUGCAAUAAUUUGAAGGGAAAUCACUGCACAUGCAGUAGGUCAUUUAACAGAUAGCCCAGUAUAACAGAGACUGAAUACAUUGGUUGUAUGUGGUAAGUUAUAAAGUUAACUGUGUCUGUCUUUUCUUACCAAAUCGUGCAUUGCAUAUUUUAUUUUUAAUUUUACAUCAUGUAGAAAAUGUGAGGAAAUGUGUUUAAAAGAUGCAGUCAAAACAAAACAUAUAUAGAUUAUAUAUUGUUUUUUUUUCUUGACAAAACUCACUUGUCUCCAUUCAAUAAAUGCAGGUAUACAGCAAA
Messenger RNA from Protopterus annectens (West African lungfish), 4027 nucleotides. It is a transcript of the gene CNTN1, whose product is annotated as contactin 1. The record is from RefSeq and is a predicted model, not a curated record. Lineage: Eukaryota; Metazoa; Chordata; Ceratodontiformes; Protopteridae. The coding region runs from base 351 to 3392 and encodes 1013 amino acids. The transcript has 23 exons. Gene Ontology annotation, biological process: brain development; cell-cell adhesion. Gene Ontology annotation, molecular function: cell-cell adhesion mediator activity.